Molecule: messenger RNA, 975 nt
Organism: Phytomonas sp. Hart1
Lineage: Eukaryota; Euglenozoa; Kinetoplastea; Trypanosomatida; Trypanosomatidae
Source: the annotation of a GenBank genome assembly
AUGGAACCUAGAAGCGUAAACCAAAGACAUACUCGAGGCUUUAAACGGCCCUUCAAUGUUAGCAGUAGUGAAGGUGAUAGUUCCCCGUUUAGCCGCUUUCAUAACGGAAGAGGACGUGGUGGUAGUGCAGGUCGAUGCCCACCUUUCUCUAAGCGCGGCCGGUUGGAUGAAUACAGGCCACAGGUAGCAGAAGAAACUAUACCUCAUAAUACUUCUCAAGAGACUCCUGUUAAUAGGCUCAAGGGAAGAAAUACGCGCCCUGUUCGAAACAAUACUCACAAAAAAGGCCAGGAUGUGGUGGUAAUUCUUGAAAAGGCAGGUCUACUGCUUGGAAACGUCGGUCUUGUGGACGCCUAUGAGCGUGCAGCGACAACAGAAAUCACGAAUGCUUCCCUACGGGAGGUUCGUCCAGAUAUUGUGCAUCAAUGCCUUCUUGCUCUUUGUGACUCCAAUCUGGCGCAUGAACAUCGCCUUCGAAUUUAUAUUAGCAUGUUUAGCUGUAAUGGAAAGGUAAUCGAAGUUUCCCCAGCACUGCGCCCACCCCGAACGUAUGCGCGUUUUCGAGGACUAAUGGCAGCGCUUCUGCGGGAUGGGCGGGUGACGUCUACCAAUGAUGAGGUACUGAUGCGCGUGAUGCCUGGUUCCAUUGCGCCUAUUAUUCCUCAUGGGGCUGAUGUCAUUGGGGUCUGCAAUGGACUUACAGCACCCGUUGUGACCGCAUCGCGCUUGGCAGAGGAGGCCAUCACCAACCCAGUUGACGAUGCCCUUCAAGGUGGUGUGAAGAACGUAGCAUCAUUUUUUUGCAUCCCUUGCACGGAUGACUGUAGCUUGGAUGGGAUAGAUUAUGUAACGCGAACAGUGUGUCUUUCGGCUUAUCCCACGACGUCCCACGUAAUGUGCGCACGUAUCUGUGAAGGGUUUAUGCGAAUGUGGUCUCGCUCAAAGGGGGGUGAAUGCACUGUGGAAAAUAGUUGA